AUGGCGCUCAUUGUCGACAAGCACCGGCCUAGGUCUCUAGAUGCCCUCACAUACCAUGAGGAGCUCUCGGAACGAUUGCGCUCUCUGGCGCAAAGCGGCGACUUCCCCCACCUCCUCGUAUACGGCCCAUCGGGUGCAGGCAAGAAGACAAGAAUUGUUGCAACAUUAAAAGAGCUAUUUGGGCCCGGUGUUGAGAAGAUCAAGAUCGAUGCGCGUGUUUUCCAAACAAGCAGCAACCGCAAGCUCGAGUUCAAUAUCGUUGCCUCCAUCUACCACCUCGAAAUUACACCCUCCGAUGUCGGCAGCUACGACCGGGUUGUCGUGCAGGACUUGCUCAAGGAGGUUGCGCAGACACAGCAAGUCGACCAGUCGGCGAGACAGAAGUUCAAGGUGGUUGUGAUCAACGAGGCCGACCACCUUAGCAGAGAUGCUCAGGCAGCGCUGCGUCGGACGAUGGAGAAAUACUCGCCCAACCUGCGGCUCAUCCUCCUUGCCAAUUCUACUGCGAACAUCAUCGCACCUAUCCGAUCGCGUACCCUGCUUGUCCGGGUUGCGGCCCCGACACAGGAUGAGAUCAGUGAUGUGCUGGCUGCGUCGGCGAAGAAGGAGGGGUGGCCGGUGGUGAAGGGCCUGCAUCAGAGGAUUGCCAAAGAGAGCGGACGGAACCUGCGCAAGGCGCUCCUGAUGUUUGAGGCGGUACACGCACAGAACGAGAAAGUCACAGACACCACACCAAUACCGCCCCCAGAUUGGGAGGCGCUCAUCGGUCAGAUCGCCAAGGAGAUCAUGGAGGAGCACACACCAGCCCGAAUCCUGCAGGUCCGAUCGAAGUUGUACGAUUUGUUGACACACUGCAUCCCCGCAACCACGAUCCUGAGGACGCUCACCUUCAAGUUGAUCCCACUCAUUGAUGAUGCGCUCAAGGCGGAUGUCAUCAAGUGGGCCGCCUUCUUCGAGCACAGGAUUCGGACAGGCACAAAGGUGAUUUUCCAUCUUGAAGCGUUUGUGGCCAAGUUUAUGAGGAUAUUUGAGAUGUAUUUGAUGAGCAUAGAUAUGUGA
Chaetomium globosum CBS 148.51 is the source of this 1059-nucleotide messenger RNA. RefSeq lists its product as uncharacterized. Bases 1 to 1059 code for a protein of 352 amino acids. Gene Ontology annotation, biological process: DNA repair; DNA-templated DNA replication. Lineage: Eukaryota; Fungi; Ascomycota; Sordariomycetes; Sordariales; Chaetomiaceae. The transcript is spliced from 3 exons. Gene Ontology annotation, cellular component: Ctf18 RFC-like complex; DNA replication factor C complex; nucleus. The record is from RefSeq and is a predicted model, not a curated record. Gene Ontology annotation, molecular function: ATP hydrolysis activity; DNA clamp loader activity; DNA binding.